UAUCUCUUAUCUUAUCCAAAAAUUCCAAAGUUUGCCCCGCGAUGAACACCACAGAAAUUAUCGCCAAUCUAAAUCCCCAAACAUUGGGUAAACAUCAUCAUGUCUUCAGACGCAACGGCUCACAAGCCUAUUCACAGCCUUGUACUUGAUACAGGUCCUCUCAUCAAGAACGAUCCUCCCGCGAAUACUCUCCGAGCGAAAGCUGAACAACUCUACACACUUCCCUGCAUUAUUUCCGAAAUUCGAGAUGCUGCCACACGAGCACGAGUAGAGACGACUCUUCUACCUUUCAUCACCCUACGAUCGCCGAACCCCGAAAGUGUCAAGGUAAUUCGGGACUUUGCAAGAAGAACAGGAGAUUUGGCUGUUUUGAGCAAGCCUGAUAUUGACGUUUUGGCGUUGGGGUAUGAGUUGGAGUGUGAGCGAAAUGGAGGUGAUUGGAGAUUGAGAAAGACGCCUGGUCAGAAGGGUUUGAAUGGAAAGCCAAACAAGCCUGCUGAAGGUGACGUGAAGGCUGAGGCAGAGACUGAGAAGGUCGAAGAGUCUCUGGAGAAGGCUGUUGACAACCUGACAAUCGAGAACCCUGUUGAGCAGCCUAUCGGCGAGUCCAGUCAGUCUACAGAGGCAAAGGAAGCUGUUGCAGAGACUGUCACUGAGCCAGAGUCGAAGGACACAGAUGUCACAGAUGUCACCGAAGAGACCGCCAUCCAAAACGCGACCGCAGAGAAUGCGCUUGCGGGCGAAAAGGCCGAUGAAACAAUUGAAGCUGUUGAAGAAGCAUCCGAUGGCGAAGCAUCCGAUGAUGAAGGCGGCUGGAUCACACCCUCAAACCUCAAGAAACACCAAGCAGCAGACACUGGAGCGACACCCUCAGCGCCCGUUCAAAAGACCCUUCAAGCCGCCGUUCUCACAUCCGAUUACGCCAUGCAAAACGUCGCUCUCCGAAUGAACCUCAACCUCGUCGCACCAUCCCUCGCACGAAUCACACAUCUCAAGAACUGGGUUCUCCGUUGCCACGGCUGCUUCAAAAUCACAAAAGAAAUGAACAAGCAAUUCUGUCCUUCUUGCGGUCAACCUACUCUCAACAGAGUAAGCUGUUCAACCGAUGAGCACGGCAACUUCAAGAUCCACCUCAAGAAGAACUUUCAGUGGAAUAACCGUGGAAAUGUCUACAGUGUUCCCAAGCCUGUUCACGGAUCUGCGAAUGGUCGUCUUCCUAAAAAUGCAGGCGGCAAAAAUGGUUGGGGAAAUAAUCUCAUCUUGGCGGAGGAUCAGAAGGAGUUUACGAGGGCGGGGGAGGAACAGAGACGUCAGAGGAAGAAGGAUACCAUGGAUCAGGAUUAUUUGCCCGAUUUAUUAACGGGUCAUCGUGCAGGAGGCGGUCAAAAGAUUCGUGUUGGAGCCGGACGAAAUGUAAACUCGAAGAAGAAACACUAGAAGUAGA
Fusarium redolens is the source of this 1444-nucleotide messenger RNA. Its product is annotated as Nin one binding Zn-ribbon like-domain-containing protein. NCBI's taxonomy places the organism in Eukaryota, Fungi, Ascomycota, Sordariomycetes, Hypocreales, Nectriaceae. Bases 100 to 1437 code for a protein of 445 amino acids. Gene Ontology annotation, biological process: ribosomal small subunit biogenesis; maturation of SSU-rRNA. Gene Ontology annotation, molecular function: RNA endonuclease activity. The record is from RefSeq and is a predicted model, not a curated record. The transcript has a single exon. Gene Ontology annotation, cellular component: preribosome, small subunit precursor.